GUUUUCACUUGGUGUCAGGUUGCUUAUGCUCAAUUCAGAUUAUCUGUCAUGCGAGGGUUCAGUUUGUCUGACAUGCAUUGUUAACGGCACACCGGUACAGUAUAAUCCCGAGAUUCAUCUGUGUUGUGAAGGGAUCUACGCUAGAGUACAAAAUGGCCACGAAAUGAGGUGCUGUAUCGCAGACAAAAAGGGGAACAAAUGUUUGAAACAGACCGGCAGCAAGACGAAGUCAGUACUAAAAGAUUACGCAGAUGAUAUCACCAACGGCUCUAACAAGGGUCAUAGAAAAAGCAUGACGUACAUCGAAAAGACGCAAAUGUGCGAUGCUGAACUUAUAGCCGAAAUCAGGAACAUCAUUGAAACGGACAAACGACGCAACUCGAAUGUGACAGAGCAGUCGGUCGCUGGGUCCACCAAAUGUCCGUUAUGUAUAACUGGAAACUAUAAGGGACACAUUGAUUGCAAGAAGAGAAUUCAAUUGAACAUCAUAUUGAAAAAGAUACAAUCAAUAAAACACGGUAUUCUGCUGUUAGAUGUCGAAGUAACGUACCCUCGGUUACGUGCAGGCAAGCGUUUUCAAAUUAAGACUAGAGUGGACUGCCGGAAGUGCUUCAGAGAAGGCGCGGCCUAUGUGAUAUUCACAAACCGAUGGGUAAAUUCCCUGCCAAGAAAAUCACGACUGACUGAGAGGGAUAUAAUAGUUCGGAAAGAUCAACUCUCGUCUUUUUCUUGUAAAAUCUAUCGAUGGGCAAAACAAUAUGGAUUUCCUUCUUGUGAAUGAAUAUUGUGGAUAAAUUUAGGCAGCUUUUAUUUCAUUAUUUAUUAUUUUCAUUGCUAUUUCCGUUUUGUUACAUUUAAGUAGAUCGUCAUUUUAUUUGAUUGACAGUAACAAUGUCAUAUUUGUUACCCAUGAGCGCGGGAGUAGAAUUUAUCACGGUGACAAUAUGUACAUCUAUUCUCAAGGGAACGCACUAAUGUAUCUGACAGAACAUUUAACGCACCAAUACAAUAUAUCAGAUCAGAGGAGCAUACGAUGUAAAAACUAAUUCAAAUCAAGAAAAACUUUCGAUGACAGUGGAUUUCGGUACGCAGGCGUGAAAAACAAUGCCAGUAGUGAUAUAGGAAUCGGAUACACCCGAUCGGUUAAAUAAAUCAAAACUGAAGACUUUUUAAAUUGUAUAUAUUUACUCACAGUUUUGAAAUCGAUUAUCGAUACGCUACACUUUAACAGACGUUUUUUGUGGA
Dreissena polymorpha is the source of this 1245-nucleotide messenger RNA. RefSeq lists its product as uncharacterized. The coding region runs from base 26 to 781 and encodes 251 amino acids. Lineage: Eukaryota; Metazoa; Mollusca; Bivalvia; Myida; Dreissenidae. The record is from RefSeq and is a predicted model, not a curated record. The transcript has 4 exons.